AUGGAACUAGAAAAAGAGAAUCGAGAAGCGUAUGCAGAACGGUUGAAAGCAGUUAGCAUCCUUGGUAUCUCAAUUGGAGUUGUCUCGAUUUUCUGUGUGAUCAUCUCGUGUCCUCUACUGAUUUCCCAUCUUCAACGUGCCCAUUCAACGCUUUCUUCUGAACUUUCAUUCUGUCAAUCACAAUCUUCUGAAUUGAUUGUCGAAUUGUCUAUCUAUGAAGAGCGAAUCGGUCAACCAGAACGACGAGCAAAACGCGCAUCUCGACGCGCGUCAAUCAAUGGAGGACAUUACUCAAAUAAACAAUUCGAUUACACCCAUGAGCAAGGAAAUCAAUACGGCAUCCCUCGUUCGAUGCAAUCGCCCACCGGGAACACGGUGGCUCAAGUUGGCUCAUACGGUGUUUCGACAGAUCCCGCCCGGCAAACUUGUUCUUGUUCAAUUGGAGAAGCUGGCCUACCCGGGCAACCCGGUCAACCUGGACAGCCUGGCCCUGAUGGAUCCCCUGGAGAAGAUGGACAACCCGGCCCUGAUGCUGUUGAAGGAGUUUCACUGAAGGAACAAGAAUGGUGCUUUGAUUGUGCUGAGGCUGAGUCGGGUCUUCCUGGAGCGAUUGGAGACCAAGGACCACCAGGGAAACAGGGAUGCGCUGGGCAACCGGGUACACACGGACAACCAGGAGAGCCUGGAGUACAAGGAGGAGUCGGUCGAAAGGGUCCACUAGGUGCGCCAGGUCCUCAGGGUCCGCCCGGUCGACCGGGUGACAUCAUUGAGACAGCCGGGGCACUUGGAUCGAUUGGUGUACCGGGAAUCGAUGGAGCCGCUGGGCCGGACGGAACUCCCGGACUGCCUGGAAAGAAUGGAAUCGAUGGGCCACCAGGAGACAAGGGUGACUUGGGUCGCUCUGGUGACGCGGGUCGUGACGGUUUGCCGGGAGAAGUGGGCAAACCGGGUGAUGGUGGAUUACCUGGGACAUGUGAUCAUUGCAAUAGGAAGGCUCCUGCUGCACCUACGGGUUCCUAUCCAGCUCACGGUGCUCGGACCGAGUCCAACUACAAGAGAGGAACGAUUCCAAAUGCAAAGUUCCCACAACGACAACGCCGUCAACGUCAAUCAAGAGCCGAAACAAUGGGA
This is a messenger RNA of Mesorhabditis belari, 1131 nucleotides long. Lineage: Eukaryota; Metazoa; Nematoda; Chromadorea; Rhabditida; Rhabditidae. The record is from the annotation of a GenBank genome assembly.